Messenger RNA from Torulaspora globosa, 3873 nucleotides. RefSeq names its product U2 snRNP complex subunit RSE1 (gene RSE1). Gene Ontology annotation, cellular component: nucleus; U2 snRNP. Gene Ontology annotation, biological process: mRNA splicing, via spliceosome. Gene Ontology annotation, molecular function: protein binding; U2 snRNA binding. Bases 1 to 3873 code for a protein of 1290 amino acids. The record is from RefSeq and is a predicted model, not a curated record. The transcript has a single exon. NCBI's taxonomy places the organism in Eukaryota, Fungi, Ascomycota, Saccharomycetes, Saccharomycetales, Saccharomycetaceae.
AUGCUUGUGCAGGAGUCUGAGCUGUAUCUGUACCACUUGACAUUGAAGCGACAGUCCAAUUAUGUUCAUUCAUGCAUCGGUCACUUUGUAGAGGAGAAAAGUUCAGACAAGACUAAGCGGCCAAAGGAUUUGCAGCUUUGCAUCGCGACAGAGACUCACAUUGAGCUCUAUGACGUAGCUGACGGCGCUCUUUUGAAAUUGGCUGAGGUUCCCAUUUUUGCUACAAUAACAGCUAUGGAGUCUUUUCGUGUGGAAAACGUCAGGGAAUCGUUUCUGGCAAUGGUGUCCGAUUCCGGGAAUCUGACUAUAGCUAAAUUCAAUAGACGAUCAAAUGUCGAUAUUUCUUUGGAAACGUUGAUCAACCAUCCAAUGACAAGAUCACAGAUACGAAGAACGUCGCCAGCUUCGUUUUUAAAGGUCGAUACUUUCGGAAGAUGCAUUUUAGUGUCAGCUGUGGAAAAAAACAAGCUUUGUUUUGUGGUCAACGAGGGCGGCGAUGGAUCUGUGAUGAUACAGUCGCCGCUGGAGGUGAUUAGACCCGAGGUUCUGACUCUGGAUUUGGUAUCAUGCGAUGUGCAAUAUGACAACCCGUGUUUCGCCUCAAUCGAGAUAGAUACUUUGCAAAAUAAAAACGAUCAUCACCUGGUGUUUUAUGUUCUGGAUUUGGGUUUAAAUUUUGUUGUGAAGAAAGCGGACUAUACCAUAAAUGGAGAAGCCAAUUUUCUGAUGGGAUUGCCCGUUUUGUCCAAGUAUAACAUCAACUGUGCCAACGAAAAGGAUGCACACGACGAGAUCAACCCAUUUGUGCUUAUAGGAUUCCAGGACUACCUUUUAGUUAAAGACAUGAGCGGGCUCUUUAGCUUGAAAGUUCAAAUCCCUAAACGGGCCGAAGAAAGCAGCCAAAAAGUUUCGAUAAUUUCAUCUGCUAUACAAAUGCUCAAGAAUAGCUUCUUCAUUCUUUUACAGUCAAACUUAGGUGACUUGUACCGACUGACCAUUGAAGCGAAUGAAGAGGACAGAAACAGACCCGUUGUCUCAAUCUCUUACUUCGACACAAUAUUUCAGGCAGAAAAGCUGCAUAUCUUCAGAAAUGGGUAUCUUUAUGCUAAUUCAGAGCUGAAUGACAACUAUUUAUUUCAAUUCGACAGCCUGGGUGAUGACAAUACUGAGAUUUUAAGCUCGCGCGAUCCCAAGGAACAAUUAUUCUUCAAGCCAUCGAAGACUUUAAAGAAUAUCAGCAUUGUAUCGCAUAGAAAAAAUCUCAAUCCAUUGCUGACCACUCAAGUACUCAAAGCCCACCCACUUAUGAUAGCAGCUGGCACAACCUCGAAAUCGAGGCUAUUAUCAAACGGUGUAAACUUCGAAGAACAAAUCUCGUCCCCCUUGCCGCCGGGGGCUCAGGAUCUAUGGACGAUAAAACCAUCUGGUCAGUCCUUUCACAAAUUGCUGUUUUUGGGUUUUUCGAAGUCGACUAUGGUAUUGAAAAUCGAUGAAGGAUCCAUCGAGGAAUUGAGCAUACCUCAGAAUCCAUUCAAGCUAAACGGAGAUCGGACAGUUUUAGUAGCGACAUUGGGUUAUCGAUCAACCAUUCAGGUGUGCGAAAAUGAACUUCGACAGGUCGUGCCUAGCGGCGAUGAGAUGAACCAAUUUUCUUUAAAACUGGAGUGGUUUCCUCCCGCGGGAAUUCGUAUUGUGACAGCAACUAGUUCCGAAACGCAACUUUGCCUAGGUUUAUCUAACAAUGAGCUUGUUUACUUUGAGAUAAGCGAGCAGACUGACGCUCUACAUGAAUCACAGAACAGAAUAGAAAUUGAGGAGCCCAUAAGCAUCGUGGCGAUGAGCGCUUCGCGACGAAGCGACUUUCUGGCUGUUGGUACGAAGGACUCUACUGUAGAAAUUGUCUCUUUGAAAAUGUCAGACACGGAAGAAUUUAUGGAAGUUGUUUCGAUACAGACGCUGCUUGCGCCAGUCAAUAGCCUGCGGGUUAUAGAGAAUAAGGACUUAGAACUGCAUAUUGGAUUACAAAAUGGUGUCUACUAUCGUUCAAAAAUAAAUAGGCAUGAUGGGCAAAUUUACGACGUCAGAACGAAAUUCAUAGGACCCAAGCCAAUUGUCCUCUCGUCUCUUAAGUCUACAUCGCUCAGUUUGACUUCAGAUAAAGAGGAUGAUGAGGAAGAAAACGCAGAAGGGAACGAGGACAGCACUGAUGAUAAAUGCCAUUGUGUAGUACUUCACUGUACAAAGACCUGGAUUAGUUACACCAAAAACAAGCUACUCAAUAUUCGUCCGGUGCUUUUCUCCCGCCUAAGUGGCCUAUCGACUCUAUGUGAAUUUGUUGCUGAGGAGACCAGUAUUAAUGUUUGCUGUGCAAUCAGCUCGUCGGGCUCUCUAGUGAUUGGAAGAUUGACCGAUUUUGUUUGCAGACAGAAAUGGUUUCAAGUAACAGACACUCCCUUGGAAAGGAUUUUAGGCAAGGAAGCUGAUAAAGAGAGCGAUAGCACUAAGGGUGGAGACGAAGUGGAGGGAGAUGAAGAGGACGAGAACGAGGAAGAGGAGGAAGAAGAAAGCCUCACGCUACAAUGGCAUACAUAUGACAGGACCAAGUUUCUAGCAUUUCCUGAGGAUAGGGGACUUUUCCUGCAGCUCGAGAGCUCAAGUACACAAAAUGGAGCUCGAAUAAGUAUAAGCAAGAACCAGCAGCGAUAUCAAAGCGCCCAAGGUUGUGAAAUUUUCAAGACUCUACCGAAUAUCAAUGUCUUGGCGGCAUCAUUAGUCAAAUUUGCAAGCAAUGUCGAUCAUCUUGUGAUAUCAUCCAGAGAUGGAGUACUUCACACGUUUGAAAUCUCGCUUGAUAAAGGCAAAUGCCAAUUUAAUUUGAGAGCGAUUCAUGAAACCGUGAUAGAAGGCCAAGUGCGUGCUAUGAUUCCUUUCGCUGAUAAGCUAUUAGUUCCUGCUUUCGGCAGUCUAAUUUUGUUCGGAUUAGGUAAAAAGCAGUUGUUGAAACAAUCCAUCUCGGAAACUACUCUCUCGAUGACCAAAGUCACCGCUCUUGCAAACUGGCGAAAUGAACGGAUUGCAGUCGGAGACGGCCAUGAAUCUGUGACUCUCUUCGUCUUUGAUAAAACAAAGAAGUCUUUUGUUCCCAUUGCCGAUGACACCAUUAAAAGACAUACUAUAUCUCUAGCUUUUCUCGAUCCUUCGACAAUAUUGGGCGGCGACAGGUUUGGUAACAUAUGGACCUUGAGAUUGAGCAAGGAAUAUGAAGGCAUGAUAUCAACAUCUCUUCCACCUGUGGUCGAAAGAAUGCAACAGCUACCGUCUUUGAAGAGGAAAGCUCCUAAUAUUAUGGAGUGUCCUUUCAAGCUUACUCAAACUAACAUGUUCUACAUUAACGAUAUAGCGAUGGAUUUUCACGUUUUACAAUCUGUUCAGAUGUCUGAUAGGCCAGCCAUAAUAUACUCCGGAUUACAGGGAACUAUAGGCUGUCUGACUCCGUUGCUAUCCAAGGCAGAAAUAACUAAGUUGAAGACCAUCGAAACCGUUAUGAGUGAAGCUGAUGACAAAUUUUACAUGAAGCACGAGAUUGAGAGGCGAGGAAAUGAGGCACCUACAGCUGUGGAAGACGCCGAGAUUGGAGCUCUGCGUGCAAGUCACAACGGCAUCCCUGAGGGUUCAAAUUCCAUCGUUGGCAGGGAACAAUCAAGAUACAGAGGCUAUUAUGCACCGGUAAGAAACGUGAUUGACGGUGACCUCUGCGAGAGAUUUCUAGAUCUUCUCCCGGCAGAACAGAGCUUCCUCUGUGCCGAAUUAAAGACUCUACAGCCUGAUGCUGUGGUCCGGAGUCUAAACGACAUUAGGACUAACUAUAUGUAA